This is a messenger RNA of Zophobas morio, 696 nucleotides long. It is a transcript of the gene Chchd3, whose product is annotated as MICOS complex subunit mic25-b. The record is from RefSeq and is a predicted model, not a curated record. NCBI's taxonomy places the organism in Eukaryota, Metazoa, Arthropoda, Insecta, Coleoptera, Tenebrionidae. The coding region runs from base 80 to 613 and encodes 177 amino acids. Gene Ontology annotation, biological process: inner mitochondrial membrane organization. Gene Ontology annotation, cellular component: MICOS complex. The transcript is spliced from 3 exons.
GCGCAUCUGCCGCCCUCUGUCAUGCACGAAAGGUGAAUUCGAGUUGUCAAAAUUGGAAAAUAUUUUCCCUUGCUUUAAAAUGGGUGGACACCAAAGUAGAACAAGAAAAUUAACAGUGGAAAAUGACGACCCAACUAGUGUUAUAAAAGUAUCCGACGAUGUCGUCCAACGCAUUAAAAAUAGUCAAGAAGCGAAACCAGCGGUCCCGGAACCGGUGCCGCAGUCAACCCCACAACAGCCCCCUCUAGUGAACCAACCACUGUUCUUGUACGAACCCAACGUCACAUCCUUGCAACUAAGACAAGCUAAUGUAGCCGAACUGAAAAAGAACGAUCAUUACUGGGAAAAUAGGCUCAAAAAUCAGCAAGCCAAUCACAAGGCGAUCAACGACAUUCUAGAGAGUGAAUACCAGAAGGCUAUGGCCGAAAUGGACGUUAAGGACAAACCGAAAACGCAAAAAAAUGAGCUGCCCCCAUGUCAGGAUGCAAAGAAUGCCGUUUUGAAAUGUUAUAAAGAACAUUCUAAUGAGCCGAUGAAUUGUUCCAAACUCGUACAGGCCUUCCAACAGUGUGUAGAUGCCAAGAGAGCCAGUUUGAUUGCCAGUAGGGGCUAGUAAAUUCGAACAUGUUUAUAGAAAACACUAAAGUGUUAAGAUGUGUUAUUUGUAAAUACUUAUUAAAGAAAAUGUCUUAUUUU